AAACGAACAAAACUCAAAGGACGUGUAAGUUUAUUAUUAUCAUCAUCAUCCAGGAGGCCGCUCGAAAAAAGUUUCUAGUUGAAGCCUGCAGAAACGGUGGAUGAUUCAAGACACACUGCGAACAGUGAAUGGAAUAUAGGUGAGGUGGCAGGUAAUGAGAGCAGGCUCGGGAUAGUUUAGUCGUUAAGUGGGAGGUUAUGUCGUCAUCGGCAAAUACGUGGAGGAAAGACAUCACCAUCUCGAAGGGUGUGGUACCAACACAAGUAUCGUAACACCAUGUAAAAACAAUCGUGUACUUUACGGAUAGGCCGUACUUUGAGCGAUAAUUAGGAAAUUGACACGAUAAUUGCAAUAUUUGAUACACCCGAGAUUUUUCUGCAAAAUCAAACACCAAGCUCGACUUGCAAUCAUGUUAGUCCCGCUAACUCUCGUAAUAGUCAUUUGAAAUUCUCUCCCCUGUUUACUUCUCUCCCUUUGACUAGUCUGCAGUCACUAGAAGUGGAACAAAAGGUCAAACUUUAAAGAUUAUCAGUCCGUUAUCGUCUCGAAAACAGCGCUGAUGACGCAGGCGGACAGGAUGCACCCUGGGUGACGGGAGAAUGCACCCUUAAUGGACGAUGGGAGAGCAGGGUGGCCAGGGCCGGCGUUUCGCCACUUCCACUUCAAACCGCGGCAGAUACAAACCAGUCGGGGGUCCAGUCUCCUCCCAGCGUGUGGCUGCCACUUCACCGGUCACCAUGCUGACCCUCAGACACAGGCCGCACGUGAGGAACUUCAUCGCUGAGUUCAUCGGCACUUUCGUUCUCGUGGCCUAUGGUACAGGCUCUGGAGCCCAGUACAUCCUCAGCAAUGGCACCAGCGCCACGGCCUUGUCCUCAGUCUGCACGUGGGGGAUCGGCGUUGCCAUGGGGAUCUAUGUAUCUGGCGGUGUGUCAGGAGGCCAGCUGAACCCUGCGGUGUCCGUCGCCUACGGCGUAGUCGGCCGCCUGCCGUGGCGCAAGGUGCCGGUGUACGUGGCUGGCCAGUAUCUGGGCAGCUUCUGCGCCUGCUGCCUGGUCUACCUGGUCUACUUCGAGGCCAUGGAGAACUUCGACGGUGGAAGCCGACAGGUGUUGGGCCCUAAUGGCACGGCCGCGAUCUGGGCCACAUACCCUCAGCCCUUCGCCAGCGUCUGGACAGGAUUAGGUGACCAGGUUUUCAGCACGGGACUGCUGCUGCUGUGCAUGAUGGCCAUGUCGGAUCCGCGCAACAUGAUGCCCAACAAGGGUCUGUAUCCCAUCGCUAACGGUCUGCUGGUCAUCGGCCUCGGCCUCUCUUUCCGUCUCAACUGCGGCAACGCCAUGAACCCCGCCCGCGACCUCGCCCCUCGCCUCUUCAGCGCUAUCGCCGGCUGGGGCCUGGGGCCCCUCAGUCUUCGCAACUACAACUGGUUCUGGGUCAACAUACUGGGCCCUCAUGUCGGCGCAGUGGUAGGGGCGCUGGCGUACCAGGGCUGUGUAGGACUGCACUGGCCCCAGGGGUUCGAUAAUGACGAGAAGCUGGUGGCAGGCAGCAGCGACCCACAGCCGCUCAGCGACUUCGUGAAGGACGAUGAAGCCCCAGUCAUCACCGAUGAUGGCCAAUGGCAACAUGGCAGCCAACCAAGAAUAUAAAAUAAUAUGAGGAACGGGACUGUCCCGCCCCAUUAG
This is a messenger RNA of Pomacea canaliculata, 1688 nucleotides long. RefSeq names its product aquaporin-7-like. Gene Ontology annotation, cellular component: basolateral plasma membrane; plasma membrane. Gene Ontology annotation, biological process: water transport; glycerol transmembrane transport. Lineage: Eukaryota; Metazoa; Mollusca; Gastropoda; Architaenioglossa; Ampullariidae. The transcript has 6 exons. Bases 618 to 1652 code for a protein of 344 amino acids. Gene Ontology annotation, molecular function: glycerol channel activity; water channel activity. The record is from RefSeq and is a predicted model, not a curated record.